ACUAUAAUAUAGACGAUUCUUGUGAUUCAUAGUGAACGGGAGGCGUUAAAUGAACGGUAAAACAGUUGAAUGAAAGAAAUUAGAGAAUAUUAAUAUAGUUAAUUAAUUUUUCCUUAGUUUAAGCUAAACCCCGACACAUUUAGGACAAGGGCACGCUAUUGGGCCCAUUUUAUUUUCUACUAAACUCUCCUCUAUUAGCAAUGGCUGCUUUCAACACUUUUCUAAUUGAAGAGCAGUUGCAGUGUUCUGUCUGUCUGGACAUAUUCACUAAGCCUGUUUCUACACCAUGUGGACACAACUUCUGCAUGGCUUGUCUCAACAAAUACUGGGACAACAGUCAAAAUUGCAUCUGUCCAUUGUGUAAGAAAGAAUACAGCAAAAGGCCACAACUUUGUGUUAAUACGUUCAUAUCUAAUCUGGCCGCUCAGUUUAAAGAGUCAUUGAAGGUGAAAUCUAGCAGUCACACAAAGGAACCUCCUGCUGCACAGGGACAUGUGCCGUGCGAUGUCUGUACUGACCAAACCCAGAUGGCUUUAACGUCCUGUCUGGAUUGUGGUAUGUCGUUCUGUGCUACACAUCUGGAGCAUCAUAAAAUUGCUGUGAAACUUAAGCAACAUAAAUUAAUUGAUGCUGUAAAGAACCUGGAGAUCUACAUAUGCCAGAGGCACCAGAGACCUCUGGAGUUGUUCUGUAGGGAUGAUGAGAAGUGUGUGUGUCUGUUCUGCACUGAGGGAGAGCAUAAGAGCCACAACACCAUUUCUUUAGAGGAGGAGAGUGCAGAGAAAAAGAUUAAGUUGCAGAAAACACAAGCAGAGUUUCAGGUGAAGAUCCAAGACAGACUAAAAAAGAUUGAAGAAAUAAACCACUCUUUAGACCUCAAUAAAAAAAAUAUAGAUGAGGAAAAAGACGACAGCUCUGAACUCUUCAGGUGUCUCAUGAGCUCCAGCAAAAGAAUGCAGGCUGAUCUGCUUAUGGUGUUGGAGAAGAAACAGAAAGGGUUAGAAAGCCAAGCUGAAGAGCUUGUUCAACGACUAAAACAGGAAAUUACUGAGUUGAAAAGAAGUGACACUAAACUGGAGAAGCUCUUGGUCUCUGAAGACCACGUUCACUUCCUCCAGGCUUGCUUAACAAUGCCCACCCCUUCAUAUACCAAUAACCUGGAUAAAAUGAAAAUUAACAGCAGUCUGAUUGUGAAGGAUAUGAUGAAAGAUUUGCUUGAUCUUCAGCAAUCUGUCAGUGCUACUGCUAAGAAGAUGUCUGAGCUAACAAACCUGGAUUAUCAAAGAGAAGAGAUAAAAAAGCUGUUGAAUACUCCAUUACAAAAAGGUGACACAUGGUACCUUGUUGACAGCAAGUGGUUCAACAGGUGGAAGAAAUAUGUGGGAUUUGAUAGCAGUAACAUGGCUAGUUUGGGAGACCAGAUGUUUUACCCUGGACGAAUGGAUAACUCACAACUCUUAAAAGAUUCACUCUCUAUCAGGGAGCAUCUACUUGAACAUCUGGACUACAACCUUCUGCCUAAAGAGGUAUGGGGUAAACUGCUAAGCUGGUAUGGACUGUCUGAGCACCAGAAGCCUAUUGCACGAAAAGUGGUUGAGGAAGGCUUGUUUGCAAAGUCCUAUAAGGUGGAGGUCUUCUUUACUGAACUGAGAUUAUGUGAAUUCAGCAACAUGGACCAAGGCAUAAGUCGGCACUUUAGCAAAGUAGAAACAGUAGCAUGUAUUGAAAAGGAAAUGCGCAAAAUCUUCAAUAUUCCUGAUGGAAAGGAAACCAGGUUGUGGAAUAUAUAUUUGCGAAAUCUGUUUAAGCCUCUGGACUGCCCUAGUAAAACCAUUCAGGAGGCUGGUCUCUUCCAAAAACAAACAGUGUUUAUAGAACAGAGAAAUGAAGAUGGAACAUGGCCACAACGUCAUUACUGAAAUCUCUAUAUAUAUUUCAGUAGUAAAGUGCACUAUAAAGCACUAGUGGCCACCAUAUGAAUCUAAAAUCAUAUGUGCUUGUUGAAUGUCCCAUUCUAGGUUGACUUCCCUUUUGCUGUUCCAAUAGAAUUUGAAGUGUGGAUGUGGGGAUUUGUGUAGUUGGGUGAGGAGCCCUGGGGCACAGGCAGGGUUCCAGUUCAUUCCGACGAUGUUCAGGGAUGAGGUUGAGGUCAGGGGUCUGUGCAGGACACUCAAGAUCUUCCAUUCCUACUUUGGCAAACUAUCAGUGUGAGUCCACAAACCUUUAGCCAUAUAGUGUAUAUACAGCAUAUAAGGAGUAUGAAAAUAUUAUUUGAUGCAUAGCUUGCAUAAUUGAGAUGAUUGAAUAUCACACUGUUUAACAUUUAUUUAGCAUUUAUGUUAUUUGCACUGUAGGGGAUAUAUUCUAUUGUUACUUAAUAAUUGAAAAUAUCUUUGGCAUCAUUAAGGAUUUAGGAAAAGAAACAUGUUUACCUUAUUUGUUAAUCUAAGUGACACAAUCAUGGAUUUUAUUUGAGCUCUUGUUUUAGAAGAGCACAUUUAGUAUGUGCUAGAUACUCACUCGCUGGGUGCUAUCUGUCAUGUUAUGCUAAGAGCUGUCUGGAUGGGACUCGGUAAAGGACCAAAUUGGGAGGAAAAAGGUUCAAAGUCACAAAGAAAGUAAUAAAAAGUGAAAUGAUCAUAUUGAUGCCUUCAGAGUUUGACUAGUUGGAACUGUGUAGAUCAUUGUUUGCUUUUUCUCUCCAAUCAUUACAGCUCUCUUACUUGCAGGCAUGCAGAAUCUAAUCAUAUUGAUGAUAUGGAGAUACAGUAUGUGUGAAAUGUAUGUACCACUCUUCUCAGAAUAAAUAUCAAUAUAAAUAUG
Tachysurus fulvidraco (yellow catfish) is the source of this 2823-nucleotide messenger RNA. RefSeq names its product E3 ubiquitin/ISG15 ligase TRIM25-like. The record is from RefSeq and is a predicted model, not a curated record. Gene Ontology annotation, molecular function: cysteine-type deubiquitinase activity; zinc ion binding. Lineage: Eukaryota; Metazoa; Chordata; Actinopteri; Siluriformes; Bagridae. The coding region runs from base 201 to 1919 and encodes 572 amino acids. The transcript has 5 exons.